Molecule: messenger RNA, 2910 nt
Organism: Myiozetetes cayanensis
Lineage: Eukaryota; Metazoa; Chordata; Aves; Passeriformes; Tyrannidae
Product: maestro heat-like repeat family member 5
Exons: 17
Coding region: 1-2910 (969 amino acids)
Cellular component (GO): cytoplasm
Source: RefSeq, a predicted model, not a curated record
AUGUCGCUGGUCAUCGCCGCCGGGCCUCGGCUCGGCGCCGCGUUGUGCCGCAUGCACGGCCCGGCCGCCGGUGCCACGGGCUGCCCUCGUUCCAGGUGCAGGCGGGCGGCGAAGGCCUCGCAGCUCUGCGCCGCCGACAUGUGCUCGCCGAAGCCGCCGCGCCGCCUUCGGCGCCCCGCGCCGCUCCAGCUGUAUUUACAAACUUGUGUCACAGUCCCGGUGCAAGCUUGCUCGGCCGCCCGGGAUGGCUGCGGGGCCGCCCCGCGGCUUCUCCUCAGGCACGGCGGCCGCCUCCCCGGCCCGGGGUUCCACGCGGAGCUCCGUCGGGAGCUCUACGCGGGUCGGGGGCGCGGCGGGAGUCGCCACCAGCUGCGGCGGGGCUUCCGCGCUCGGGUCACCGCCUCCCGUUCGGCCGCGCCUCGGCCGGACCUUGGCCCGCUUGCGGGCUCCGGACAGAGGCGUCCCGCGGCGGUGCCGCUCCGGCCGCCCGGCUCCCUCCACGCUGUGCGCCGGGCCCGUCGCUCCUGGUGGUGCCACCGCCGCUGCCGUCUGGGUUUGCGCAGGAAUCGCCGCCGCAGCCUGGUCGACACCAGCCGGCACAGCGAGAUGAAGUCGCCGUCGCCGCCGAGCCCCGGAGCCGCCCGCCCCGGGGGGGCUGGAGUCGCCGCCCGCCACCAGCAGUCCUGCGGAGCCGUGUGCAGCUCCGUCCCCGGCCUGACUUGCUGCGGCUGCCGAGCGUCCCGACAGCCCCGCGCUCUGUGCUCGCCGCCGGCCUCGCCGCUUGCAACGUCGAGCGGCUAUCACGAACUCUUAAGGCUAGAGAGUGGGAUGGCAGCAAGACCUCAGAGUGUGCUUGGAGAGGGCACGGUAAAGAAAGAGGAGGAAGGCCCUGGUGUUGCCCCUUCUCUACCAUCCCUGGGUCAGGAGCCCUCGAAUUCAGACAGCUGGAUGGCAGAGGGACCGUCCAGCGUGACCAGACUGGCCAGUGUGAAGGAGAAGGAGGAGGAAGGUCCUGGGUCCGCCCCAGAAUGGCCACCUCAAAAGAUGGAGGAGUUCCAGCCACUGCGGGCAGAUCCAGUUGCAGUCCUGACAGAAGAGCAGGAGCUCAUCCGUAGGCGUUUCAGCAAUAGAAUACAGACCUUUUGGAAAUUUGUCAAGACCACUGAACGUGAAGAAAUGGCCAUCACAGCCAUUGAGGGCAUGGCGAACUCUGACUCCUAUAACCCAGAGGCUUGUGCUGCCAUGCUGAAUUCACUUGUACAGAGUGACAUCCCCAAUUUGAAGCGCGUGCCGACAAUUGUGGCAUAUAUGUACCGGUGGCUCAAAGCCAACACAGAUCUGUCUGCGGAGCACAGGCUUGACAAGAGCCUUCUGAAGCUGGCGCAAGCACACCCCAACGAUGUGGUUGUGACCCUCUUGUGCUGUGCCCCUUCGUGUGACAGAGCCGCUGUGUCCAUGUGGAAGGUGAUGGUGUCUUCGAGCAGGACUGCAGAGGGGGUGCUGUCAGAGCUGCCCUGCGUGCUGGAGGACUGGCCACUGCACAGCACCUGCACCUCUGAGGGGGAGAACAAGGAAGUCUUUGCUCUGGCUGCAACCAGGGCACUGUGGGAAAUCAUUCGGGUGCCCUUGUCCCCACAGGCAUCGUUUGUGGUCCCCUGCCUCUUUGUGGCUCUGCUUGUCCAAGUCUUCUGCAGCACAGAGCAGAUGCCAAGUAAGAUCAAUUUCUUCUGGAGGAGAUGCCGGCAGAGGCACCACCAUCCUGCCAACCCCAAUAGGUUUGCAGUACUGACAGUGAAAGCGCUGCUGUGUCGCCUGCAGCUUGAGGAUGUGGUGCUGGCAGUUGAACGUAAGAAAGGUUGGGACACCCUGCUCAGCACUGACACCCACUGCUAUGCAGUGGGUCUGCUGGCCAGAGAGAUGCACCGUGUCUCCAGACCCAUGCGUGAAGGGAUCGCACGCUACCUGCUCACGCUGUUCACCAGGGAGGAGUCACGCUGGAGGGUCCCUGCCAUGGCAUUCCUUGUUGAGAUCCUGAACUGCCUUAAAACAGAGGAGCUGGUUGACACCAUCCUGCAGCUCAUGACAAGUCACCUGCAGAGUGACUGCAAAGAAAUGCGUCACCUGGUGCUCAGAGGCCUCCUCAUGUUCUGCAAGAAUCCCUUGAAGGCCAAAAGGUUGCAGAGCCUUACUAAAAACCUCAUGGAACUACUGAAGGAUGUAGAUGGGGAGCUGAUUGAGUUGACCCUCCCGGUGCUCAGCAAGGUGCUCCUGGACAGAGAGGUUCCAAUUGCCACCCCCAUCGCUCUGCAGUUGGGUGAGGCACUGCUGCCACUAUUUGACAAUGACGCCAGUCGAGUGCGACUGCUCUCCAUUCACCUCUUUGGAGACAUGAUAGUCUGUGUAGAGAAAGAGGGAAAAAGGCACCUGAAGAUGUGUGUGCACCAAAGUCUGCUCCCACUCUUCUACCACCUGCAUGAUGAGAACCAGUGUGUGGCAGAGGCCUCUCUGGAAACCCUACUAAAAGCAACCAAGUUCCUGAAGAAGAGGAGGUUCAUGCAACUACUGGAGAGGGAGCAGCCAUGGAGAGUCAGUGAGUGCCUAAUGUCAGAGGGCAGGAGGACAACAGACGAGUACCGGCGCCAGUCCCUGACAUACUUGGAGAGCUCACAGGAGUCCAUGAGAGAGACAGCUAUCAGGUUACUCGGGCUCGCUGGACAGCACAUGAGGGGACAGCAGGAAGAGUUCCAGAACAUCUGUGAUGCCCUUGCAGGAAUGACAAAUGACAUCAGCCCCUCCAUCUCAACCCUGGCCGAUCAAACACUGCGCAUCCUAAGAACUGCACCAAGACAUCGGUUGCCCUUCAGAUUCCAGCUGCUACAAGACAAACUCCACAGGAUAUGGAGGAGAUAG